GCUUAGCACAAAACAUAAGUGGGAUGUUCGAAACUCAAGAUACGGUUGCUCCUACUAAUAAUAAAACCAAAGCCCAUAAACCUAACGGCAAUAGUAAAAAAGCUAAAAAAGAAAAACAAGUUUAUCACAAUGCACCUAUCAAUGUUGAUGAUAAUGAUCCAACUUUAUUAGAAAAAAAUAUUGAGCCGUUAUCAGUAUCUAGCAGUUCGAAUAUUCAAAGUAAGUGA
This is a messenger RNA of Racocetra persica, 227 nucleotides long. The record is from the annotation of a GenBank genome assembly. NCBI's taxonomy places the organism in Eukaryota, Fungi, Glomeromycota, Glomeromycetes, Diversisporales, Gigasporaceae.